Ictidomys tridecemlineatus (thirteen-lined ground squirrel) is the source of this 11603-nucleotide messenger RNA. RefSeq names its product protein tyrosine phosphatase non-receptor type 14 (gene Ptpn14). Gene Ontology annotation, cellular component: cytoplasm; cytoskeleton. Lineage: Eukaryota; Metazoa; Chordata; Mammalia; Rodentia; Sciuridae. The record is from RefSeq and is a predicted model, not a curated record. Gene Ontology annotation, biological process: protein dephosphorylation; lymphangiogenesis. Gene Ontology annotation, molecular function: protein tyrosine phosphatase activity.
CGCGCCCCGAGCUCCCUCCGCCUCCCGGCCCCCAGCGCCGCUGAGCCCGGCCCGGGGGUGGGGGAGCCACGGCCGCCGGCGCCUGCUCCGUCCCCUCCCACUCGAACGGCCCCUUCCUCCCUCCUCUCCCGGCUGCUCGCAUUUCCUGCCGCUCUGGCUCUCCCGGCCCCUCAAAGUUCUUCCCAACUUUUUCUCGGCCGAGCGGGCGCAGUAUCGGGGGCAGGUUGCUGCGCUCCUCCGGUCUCAGCUGCCUCCUCUCCUGGGCAGGUCCUCUGGGAGCAGCACACACAAAGUGGCCGCUGGCGGUCCUUCCCCUCCCACCUCACCCAUCCUCCUUGGCCUCCUGAUCCCGGUCCCCUCGGGCGGGACAGCUCGGGUACUCAGGUUCUUCUCCCUUUCCCCUUCGCCGGUGCGCCCCUGAGCCGACUCUCGCGUCCGGACCUCAGCGGAAACCUCCCUCCCCUUUCGCCUCCUGCGGCUGCUUCCCUCCUCCCCUCCUCCGCCAGCCACUGGAAUCAAUUCCGUGGGGAAUUGGGGCUCCGUCGCCGCGGAGGACAGCCUUUCCGCGCGGGACUCCGGGCACCACGGGGUCAUGUAAGCAGCUGUCUUCCAGAAGGCCACACUGGGCAUGGACACCGCUUUCUAUACCUGCAGGAGCACAGGGGGUAGUGUGAUCACCCGGUCACAAAACUGCUAAGGCCAUCUCAGGGGCGUGUGCGCCAGGACAGGAAGGCGGCGUCGGAGGGCCACAGAACCAUGCCUUUUGGUCUGAAGCUCCGCCGGACACGGCGCUACAACGUCCUGAGCAAGAACUGCUUCGUCACGCGGAUCCGCCUGUUGGACAGCAAUGUUAUUGAAUGCACACUGUCUGUGGAAAGCACGGGGCAAGAGUGCCUGGAGGCUGUGGCCCAGAGGCUGGAGUUGCGGGAGACGCACUACUUUGGCCUUUGGUUUCUCAGCAAGAGCCAGCAAGCACGAUGGGUGGAGCUGGAGAAACCCCUGAAGAAACAUCUGGACAAAUUCGCUAAUGAGCCUCUGCUUUUCUUUGGAGUCAUGUUCUAUGUGCCAAAUGUGUCAUGGCUUCAGCAAGAGGCCACAAGAUAUCAGUAUUACCUGCAAGUCAAAAAAGACGUGCUUGAAGGCCGGUUGCGGUGUACCUUGGAACAGGUGAUUCGACUGGCUGGCUUAGCUGUGCAAGCUGAUUUUGGAGAUUAUAAUCAGUUUGAUUCUCAAGAUUUCCUCCGAGAGUAUGUGCUAUUUCCUAUGGAUUUGGCCCUGGAAGAGGCUGUUCUAGAAGAGCUGACCCAGAAAGUAGCCCAAGAACAUAAAGCUCACAGCGGAGUCCUGCCAGCAGAAGCUGAGCUAAUGUACAUCAAUGAAGUGGAACGUCUGGAUGGAUUUGGACAGGAAAUCUUCCCUGUGAAGGACAAUCAUGGAAACAGUACGCACCUUGGCAUUUUCUUUAUGGGGAUCUUUGUGAGAAACAGAAUUGGAAGACAAGCAGUAAUAUAUAGGUGGAAUGACAUCGGGAACAUCACUCACAACAAGUCGACCAUUCUAUUGGAGCUCAUCAACAAGGAAGAGACUGCCCUCUUUCACACGGAUGAUAUCGAAAAUGCCAAGUAUAUUUCUCGGUUAUUUACUACACGGCACAAGUUUUACAAACAAAACAAAAUCUGCACCGAACAAUCAAAUUCGCCACCCCCCAUCAGACGCCAGCCCACCUGGAGCCGAUCUUCCCUGCCCAGACAGCAGCCGUACAUUUUGCCUCCCGUGCACAUGCAGUGUGGCGAGCAGUACUCGGAAACACACACUUCACAAGACAGCAUUUUCCACGGGAAUGAAGAGGCCUUGUAUUGCAAUUCUCACAACAGCCUGGACUUAAAUUACUUAAAUGGCACCGUCACCAACGGCAGUGUGUGUAGCGUUCACAGCGUCAACUCCCUCAGCUGCUCCCAAAGCUUCAUCCAGGCUUCUCCCGUCUCCUCCAACCUCAGUAUCCCUGGGAGCGACAUCAUGCGGGCUGACUACAUCCCUAGCCACCGGCACAGUGCCAUCAUUGUGCCAUCUUACAGGCCAACCCCCGAUUAUGAGACGGUCAUGCGGCAGAUGAAGAGGGGGAUGAUGCACGCAGACAGCCAGAGCCAGUCUCUGCGGAACCUCAACAUCAUCAACACCCACGCCUACAACCAGCCCGAGGACCUGGUGUACAGCCAGCCGGAGAUGCGUGAGAGACACCCCUACACGGUCCCGUAUGGGCCACAAGGGGGUUACAGUCACAAACUUGUCAGUCCAUCUGACCAGAUGAACCCGAAGAACGCCACGGUGCCCAGCAAGCCGGGGGCAAGUGCCAUCUCACACACGGUGAGCACCCCAGAGUUGGCCAACAUGCAGCUCCAAGGCAGCCAUCACUACAGCACUGCCCACAUGCUCAAGAACUAUCUCUUCAGGCCACCUCCCCCAUACCCACGGCCCCGCCCUGCCACCAGCACCCCAGACCUCGCCAGCCACCGCCACAAGUACGUCAGUGGCAGUAGUCCGGACCUGGUGACACGGAAGGUGCAGCUGUCAGUAAAGACCUUCCAAGAGGACAGCUCUCCAGUGGUGCACCAGUCUCUCCAGGAGGUCAGCGAGCCCUUGACGGCCACCAAGCACCAUGGCACGGUGAACAAGCGCCACAGCCUGGAGGUGAUGAACAGCAUGGUGCGAGGCAUGGAGGCCAUGACUCUGAAGUCGCUUAACAUCCCCAUGGCCCGCCGCAAUACGCUGCGGGAGCAGGGGCCUCCAGAGGAGGGGCCCGGCGGCCACGAGGUCCACCAGCUUCCUCAGUACCACCACAAGAAGACGUUCUCCGAUGCCACCAUGCUGAUCCACAGCAGCGAGAGCGAGGAGGAGGAGGAGGCCCCCGAAGCCGUGCCGCAGAUCCCCGUGCUGCGGGGGAAGAUGGAGUACAGCGCCCAGCUGCAGGCCGCCCUGGCCCGGAUUCCAAACAAGCCCCCACCCGAGUACCCCGGGCCCAGGAAGAGUGUUAGCAACGGGGCUCUGAGGCAAGACCAGGGGAACCUUCCUCCUGCCAUUGCCAGAGCCCGGGUAAUGAGGCACGGGCCAGCCAAGGCCCUCAGUGUCUCCCGAACUGAUCAGCUGGCCAUCAACGGGUCCUCUCUGGGGCCGUCCAUCUCCGAACCCGACCUGACAAGUGUGAAGGAGCGGGUAAAAAAAGAGCCUGUGAAGGAGAGACCUGUGUCGGAAAUGUUUUCCCUGGAAGACAGCAUUAUAGAAAGAGAGAUGAUGAUUAGGAAUCUAGAGAAGCAGAAGAUGGCAGGCCUGGAGGCACAGAAGAGGCCCCUGAUGUUGGCAGCAUUGAAUGGGCUCUCGGUGGCUCGGGUCUCAGGGCGGGAAGAGAGUCGACAUGAUGCCACCCGAGUUCCUAUGGAUGAGAGGUUCAGAACCCUGAAGAAGAAGCUAGAAGAGGGAAUGGUGUUCACAGAGUAUGAGCAAAUCCCAAAGAAAAAGGCCAAUGGCAUAUUUAGCACCGCGGCUUUGCCAGAAAAUGCAGAACGCAGCCGAAUCCGUGAAGUUGUCCCUUAUGAGGAGAAUCGGGUAGAGCUGAUACCAACCAAAGAGAACAACACGGGCUACAUCAAUGCCUCCCAUAUCAAGGUGGUGGUUGGUGGGGCAGAAUGGCACUACAUAGCAACUCAGGGGCCCCUGCCACACACAUGCCACGACUUCUGGCAGAUGGUGUGGGAGCAAGGAGUGAAUGUGAUUGCCAUGGUCACCGCAGAAGAGGAGGGUGGACGAACCAAAAGCCAUCGAUAUUGGCCCAAACUGGGUUCCAAGCACAGCUCAGCCACCUAUGGCAAGUUCAAGGUCACCACAAAGUUCCGAACAGAUUCUGGUUGCUAUGCAACCACAGGCUUGAAGGUCAAGCACCUUUUAUCUGGGCAGGAAAGGACGGUGUGGCAUUUGCAGUAUACUGACUGGCCAGAUCACGGCUGCCCAGAGGAUGUCCAAGGAUUUUUGUCCUACUUGGAGGAGAUCCAGUCAGUCCGUCGCCAUACCAACAGCAUGUUAGAAGGCACCCAGAGCCAGCACCCCCCCAUCGUGGUCCACUGCAGUGCUGGGGUGGGAAGGACUGGAGUGGUCAUUCUGUCUGAGCUGAUGAUCUACUGCCUGGAGCAUAACGAAAAGGUGGAAGUCCCCAUGAUGCUGAGGCUCCUCAGGGAGCAAAGAAUGUUCAUGAUCCAGACCAUCACUCAGUACAAGUUUGUCUACCAAGUCCUCAUCCAGUUUCUCCAAAACUCCAGACUCAUUUAAUCUCCAGAUCCAGAUCCUGGAGGAGGGAUCCAGCUCCAUCCUGCAGGUGGAAUCACCUCCAGACAACAUCUGCUCCCCCAGUUGGGGGCAGAUGGCUGGCAAUAGGCCAGGAGCCAAGAUUACCCCGAAAUGUCAUGUAUUAUUUUAUAUGAGAUAAUUUAUUUUUCCCCCUUUGGAAUAACUUUUGUGAAUUAUUAUAAUGCAGUUUUCAUAUUAAUAUAGUACUUUUCAUUUGAACCACAUUUUGACUGAUCUGCAUUGUAAUAUGUCAGGAGGGAAGGUUGUAUGGUAGGUCAUUUUGGGGCAGAGGCAUAAGGGAACACAUCUCUAGUGAAGCUGAAGCCAGAUUUGUAGCCCAUCCUGAAAUUCAUCAGCUUAAUUAGUUGCUCAUGUCCAAAUCAAAGAUGGCAAGAAAAUGAAUUCAUCCUGAAAUAUAAAGAAAACGGCCAAGACCCUUUACUGAAGAAAACACAUUAUUCUGUCAUAUUCUGGGGGCUCAUGAGCCCUGGAUAGACAAGUCACUUUCCUCUCUUUUCCCUUUCUGCCCUUAUCCUCUAUAAUCUCUUUUCUUGCCCUCCUAUGUCCCCAAAAGCUUAAGUUGAAGAUGAGAACAUCGAGAGAAAAUUCUCCCUUUAUGGGGCAUAGUGACAUCUUUCAGGCGAAUGAGGAGCUCCUUGCGUCUUUCUCAACCACCCCUUAUUCUGGGCUCUGGAGCCUAUCUUCCUGCUGGGACUGUACCCUCUAUAUCUGCUGCUUCUCUCUGUUUUCUCAGACCCCAAGCUGCUGAUGUUGAGGCCCUGGGCCAGGCCAUCUGUGCAACUCGGCCUCUUGCCUGAUUGAGAGAGGAUAAUGGCCCAGGGUGGGUAAAGAACAGAGUUAGGCAGGGUCUUGAUAUUGUUUCUUAUUUAAAUAUCAAGUAUGUGCUGGACAAGAUCCUGCAGGUUGAGGUGCUGGGUGCACUCCGUUUUCUCUCAAUCACAGUCAUGGAAAAGGUUAUAAAGAAAACCAUUGACGAAACUAAUUUCUAGGAGCUGUUUGGCACUUAGUUAGCAGGGGCCCUGGCCAGGAGUCACCCACAAUGUGACCCUCACUGUGCUGGUAUCAUCUCCAGGCUUUGGCCUACAAGAGUGUAGUUAAUCUCUCUCAGGACCCUGUAUUCCAAAUCUUGCCACCCUGAUGAGAUGGUAGAAUUGGUCUUUCAGAGUCUCCCAUUUCUCCCUUUACUCCAUGUAACCCACUCUCUGGUCAGUUAUAGUGUGAACCACCACCAGUUUAAAGCUUGGUUCUUAGUUUCUUCCUAUGACUUCAUUCAUCAGAGUCCUUCUGAAUUUCUUAGGUUAAUUAUACAAUAAAUCAUGUAUCACACAUUUUCCAUCUUCCUGAAUUCUGGGGAAUUUCCUUUUCUAUAUCUAGUUUUUUCUUGGACACACUUUUUGAUUGGGGUUUUUGUUCUUAGAACAAGGUGGGUGUUCUACCUGCCUUACUCCAUUGCUGUUUUUUUUUUUUUUCCUGAGUGAAAAGAGAAAAAGAAUGGCAUCACACUGACCAAAGAGAGCUUGCUCUUGUGACUCCCAUCCCACAUACUAAUAGCUGCCUAUGAAACCAGAUUCCCCAUUAACUCAUUUGGAAGAGGUACCAACCAGUUCCUUCCACUGUGGGCCAGUGUGUUAUUGGAUGUGGUUCGGCAUAUUUACACUCAGAAUAUCUGGAGAACUUCCUCUCAUUUCUUCUAUACAAAAGGUGUGUGAUGCAGUUAUAGAGUCUUUACUUGAACUGAGCUUUGUAGAUGUGGAGUUUGGGUAUAUGUUCUGAAAAGAAAACCAUUAGUACCACAUGUGUUUUAAAUGGAACAGAGAAGCUCAUCAGCAGGCAGAAAAGUAUUGACAUCCUUUCCUCAAGAGAGUUUUCAUCCUUGGGAUAUUCUAAGAACUGUCUCAGUUACUAGUUUAUUGUACAAUGAUACCUUCAGUAUUUAUCUUUUAACUCUAAGCCCUAAUGUGAAUACUGUUAAAAUGUCUCCUGCGGGCAGCAUGUAAAGUUGAUGUCUCUUUGAGCUCAUCACUUUUGGGCUUCAUUGAAACCCAAUGAAAAGGGUUAUGCUAUCAGAAUAUUCAUUAAUGCACAAGAUGGCAGAGAGGAAGUAGGUCUUAUAUCCAACUUCCUAGCCAAAGUUUAUAUUGAAACCCAGAGGAAAACAUUUAAAAGUUAUUCCACAUAUUUCAUUUUUAAAAGCGAAUGCUUCUGGUUCUUUAGCACAUUUUGCAUUCCUCUUUACAUCUCCAGUGAAUGCCAGUGUAUCUCCUGUUAAAUUAUCAGCAGCCAUUCAAAGUGUUUUUAGUAGCAUCUGCAUAAUAAUUGCCCAGAGAUGCUUUAUAUCUGGGAAGCAAGCCAAGGAAUAAACCUUGAAGCAAAGUGUAUUAAAUUAGUUAUCUAGUUAGAGCUUUUGGAAUGACUUCCUGAUGAUGUAUCAAGUCUGAAGCUAGAGCUGUCAGGGUCUAUUGCUGCAGUUUGGAUUUGAAGGGAGAAAAUUAAAAAUGGUGGUAAUAAAAGGUAUCCUCUCACACCAAGGCUAUGUAAUAUUUUCCAACCUCUAGUUUUGAAGUUUUCCAGUUGAGAUAUUUUGCUUCUUUCAUUUGCAUUCAUUUAGAGAUGUUGACCUAAAGUGAUCAUCCUUGUUCAGCAUGGUCCUGGAUCCUGGGGCUGAAUUUGAUGUCUUCAUCCUUGAGAUGAAGAUAAGCUUGCUGGCAAUGCUGUGAAGUGUCCUGCUGGGCUAUAUUUUGUGGGGUUCUUGGGAGACACACACAGAUUUUUCCCUGGAUACAAAGUACACAAGAGGAUCUAGCUGCAUUAGAGAGGUUUGUCAGACAUUUAUUUAUAUGAGAGUAAAGACAAACCAGCUUCUAUGCUCAUUUGGAGAUGAGCCACGAGAUCAGGAAGGUAAAAACGUCUCCACAGGGAAUUGAUGAGGAAUAAACUUUCAAGGAGCUUAAACUGAGACAGUUUUACUUUUCCAACCUUUGUGGUUCUGAUUAAGAAGACAAACUACUUUUUGAUUAUAACGACAGUCAUUAUUUACCUGAGUCAGUUUCCAUUAGCCUGGAUAGAGGGUCUUUGGAGACUCUGCUAAAGACAGGCUGUGGGACCCAACCACUGGCUCAUACUCAGCCUUUAUCCUGCCUUCUUUUGGCUUCUGCUUUGCAGUUCCAAAUUCUGCGAGGCAUAGUAAGUCAGCAUUUUUAUCCAGUUAACUGCUUUUUGUUUUCCUUUUCUAGUUUAAUAUAGGUUGACCCAUAUGUAAUUUCCACUAAUUAAGCCUAUUUUCUAUGAACAUAAAAACUUCAUUUGGGUCAACCUACUAUGUACAGUUUGUUUCUUCCCCGAUACAGUGGAUCCCAAUGCCUUAUGUCUUUUCUCUAAGGAAGCGCUAAUGAACACAAAAGUGUGCAUGGUGGACAGCCUGGCUUGUGAGCACAUGGCCUUGCUGCUGUGAUCCUCCCCUACAAGGUGAACAGGCUGUCUCCCAGGGCUCAGAAGUCGCUUCUGGCAGAGGUGAUAGUGCAUGGUUGAUUCUGACAGGCUGGGUUGGCCAUCAAGUCCAUUUUUAUGGAAUUUUCAACUAUUGUCCUUUCUUGAUAUAUUGACUACUUUGAUCUGUAUUAGCUGACUUCAGUCCAUUCAUUAGAAAACAUGACAUGGGUCCCAAAGCUGUCCAUAGUCAAAAAACAGAAUGUACCAUCUAAUCUCACUCUUACUUCCAACGCUGUGUUUGAUGGGUGAAGAAGCAUAAUUAUUGAUUUUUAUUUGGUAAAGAUAUGCCAAUCCCUGGAGGCAGGGUGGGGGAAGAGUAUAGGGAUAUUCUAGACAGAAUGUAUGCCAGAGAACAUAAAUUCAGGGGAUAUGAUUGGUCCAGACCCAUGUUGGUGUUAAUCCAUCCACCAUUCCUCCUCAGUUUGAGGAAUAGCUAGCUCUAUUGGGCUCCUCAGGGAAGGAAAUUUUCAGAAACACCAAGUAAUCUUGGGCUCUUAACGUAAGAAGUUGUUUUGUGGGGAAUUCAGCUUUCCCAUUUUACCCAAGAUUCUUCUUCUGCCAUGUUUUAAUUUUCACCAUUGGUUUUUAUUAGACACACCUCAUGCUCUUAUUUGGCACUUUCUUUUUAUGAGCAGAGCAACUAUUCAUCCAUCUUACCAAAGGAGAAUGUGGGCCUUCCAUGGGAACUGCUUAUUUCCCAAAAGACUUGGUGGGUGACCAACUUAGUUAACUCUAAAGGAUGGAAAUAAUCCCAAUUGGCCCUACAGGGUAGAAAUAACAUUCUAAGGUAUUAAAUUGCUUUUGACACUUCCCUUGAUGUCCAAAGUGGGCAGAAUGAUUCUUGUUUUUACCUCCAAGUCAUUCGGGGGCAAAAUACCUUGCUGCUACAUCUUUAAAGUAACAGCAACGUGCCUGGGAGAAAUGUGAGAGUGAAUUAACCAAAUUCUGCGAAACCAGGUUGUCCAGAAGCCAUUUAUUCAAAGGGCCCUGUGAAGUUCAACCAUUAGCUUGCCCAACCUUUAUCCAGCUUUUGCAUUUCCAGUAGAAACUCAGGUAGGUAAGCAUUUUUGUCCAACAGACUACCUUUCUUAUCUUUUUCAGCUUAAUAUAGCUGUAUCUUCUUUUUCAAGAUGAAACUAAAAAGUUCCCUGUUAACACAUGCCUGACCCUAGCAUUCAGUAUCUGGCAUCAAUCAAUUUCACAGCCUGCAUAAUUUGUUGUUUGAUGCAGUCAAAGGAAGGCAGUGUAUUCAUUCCUACUGUUCAAAGUUUUGUCCAGCUUUCCCAUUUUAACAAAUAAUUUCAGGGACAUUGAGUUCUAAAGCAGGAGGGCUGGAGCUCAAAGACAACCUCAAUAUGUGUAGAAAGUCGCUGUUCCUUCUGCCAUGCUCUGGGCCACCAGGAUCAUUCUUAGUGCCCUAAGCUUGCCCAAAGAUAAGACAUACUUGGAGAGAAGAGUUAGAAUGGUUUUAGAUUAGCCCUGAUGUUCCUCUGAAAAUGUUAAUUCACAAUUUUUUGUACCCUGGAAUGUCUCUCCUAUUCCCUACCCUGCUUUGUGCAAUGUCACAAGUGUUGGAAACUAUGAAGUGGCACCCAGGGAAAAGAUUGCUGUAGCACUGGGAUCUGUUUUACCCUGGCUUCUAGUGUCCAACUGCAUCCUCGUAGCUGAGGGGCAGCUGGGUGAGUAUCAUGAACCAUGAUGCCGUGUAUGCUGUGUGCCUGGGUUAGCUGCUCAAGAGCACAUCUUUCAUCUUGCACCGGUAGCCCUUCCUUUCCUCGCAGCCUUAUGCUGAGGGCUCUGCUCAGCGACGUAGCUCUCAGGGUUAGUGAGCAGACCUCCCAAACAUCCAGGUUUCCUCUCGCCAGUGAUCUCAGGUGCUGCAGAAAGUUUUUCCUUUAGAGGUCAUGUAUCUAACCAGAGCACAAAAAUGUAGAAUAUAAACACAGCGAUUGCAUUCGUUUCCCAUCUCUCAGGCAGCAUGUGUUACAUCACAUCUUUAUUCCUAGGGCGUUUCAUUCACUCAAGGCUCUGCUGGCUCUUCAUGCUUUUCCAUUUGCUUCCUGGUUCAUCUCUUAAGCACACUUUUUUUUCUUUCUGUACCCUAUUUGUGCAACCCCUACAGAAGUUAGUCUGGUCAUAGAGAAUCAUUGUCUUGAACCUCUACAAAAUAUGUAACUAGGGAAUCUUUUAAUCUUUCUUUAAAAAAAAAAAAAAACUUACUGUUUCCAGGAAUUGGAUCUGACAAGUGAAAAUAACCAGAAGUAGCUUAGAAAACUGUCUAGCCUUGGGGAAGAUGUCCUUAUUUACCCUUUUGUUCCCUCAGUGAUCACAGCUAUCAUUAUUAGAACGAAUGAAAGCAAAAGUAGGUAACACUCUUAAGACAAUGAUUGCCAUGGUAUUUAAUAUUUAUUUUGAGGUGAGCUUAGGUAGCUUCACAUUGGUGCGGUGACAUCUGUGGUCUAAUUGGUUUCUAGCUUCUUGCCGCCAGACCAUGUUCCCUUCAUCAUGGCCUCUACACACACUGACCAAUCUGGGGAGGCAGACUUGUGUCUCUGGGCUGCCAAGGAACAUCAAAAGGUAGAUUGUGAUCAAUAAUUCAGUUAUCUAGGAGGGCAGAAUAAGCGGUUCAUCCAGUCUGUGUGGAAGUUCUUUUCUUCCAUAACCUCUUCCUUCAGGGAAACAGAAAUGCCAUCUCAUCUGACAAAAGGUUUAGAGGAAAAAAGCUGAGAUUGGGAUCUUUCUGUGCCUUGGAGUGAAACCUUUUGCUAAAAUCUCAGGAAUGCUGCUUUGAGGUUAGCCAGGUGACUCUCAGGGCAGGGGCGCCUGGCAUUCUCGGCAUUUCUCAGGGCCUCCCACCUCCUCCCUCAACUGCAGUGUUAGCUAGUAAAUACUUUCAGCAGAGAACCAAAACUGUCAUUCAGAGCUAUUCCCUCCACCCCCAACUUGAACACUGUAAAAUUUCACUGCAGUUUCUCCUGAACUGUCUUGCCAUUGUUUGGAAUCCUACAAUUCUUUAACAUUUUCCUUCAGACAUAUAAGGUACACUCUCCAUUAGAGACGAUUCUGUGUGUGUCCCUUGUGCCUUCAGAAGUCAACUAACCUGGUUGAGGACGGGAGGGAAAACAGAUUUACAUAUGCAGAUGACUAUUAAAUGUAUAACCUUAUGUAACUAGUGUUACAUCAAAUAACAGCCUAAUCUAUUUUGUUUCACUGGACUGUUGUACUCUGUGAUCUCAGUAUUGUGAUGCUCUCCUUGGUCUGUUUUGUAAAAUGUUGUGAAUUUUGCUAUCCUUCAAAAUAAUUGAUGUCUAAUAGGUUUUGUUUUGAAAUGAUAUUCAGGCAAGUCCCCAACUUAGAAACCAGUUUGUUCUUAUUAAAGUUCUUAGGUCAGCCCACAGAAGCCCACUGACUUCCAACAAAGCUGAAACACAGGCCUGUGUCAGAACUGGUUGAGUUUCAUGGGCCGACCUGCAAAUGGAACCACGGAACUAUUAUGUUGUUGUGGUGAGAAAUGCAUUCCAGGUUGGGACUUGGGAUCCUGGGGACACAUUCUUCUCCCCAUGGAGGCCACUUGGUACUUGGCAAAAUGAAAGCCGAGUCUCUUUACUACCAAACUACAGUUGUUAUGGCGGGGAGACGGACUGAGUUUAUAGGACAUUCCCUAAGUUGGGGAGUGACUUUAUCUGUAGUCAUGUCAACUGUACUUUGGUGUAGACUCCCUGUCAGUUUAAUAAUAUUAAAAGCCUUAAAUGAAACUA